Molecule: messenger RNA, 222 nt
Organism: Menidia menidia (Atlantic silverside)
Lineage: Eukaryota; Metazoa; Chordata; Actinopteri; Atheriniformes; Atherinopsidae
Source: the annotation of a GenBank genome assembly
AUGGUGAUUCAGGCAUUGAAUCCACCUGCGGUGUGUGCAGUUUUCUACACCGGACUCUCCCUGCUCACCUUGGCCGUGUUGCUGAUGCUAUGCGUCAUCCGGAAGAAGAGGAGGAUGGAAGGAACGUACAGGCCCAGUUCGGAGGAGACACGGCAGAAAACGGCCGGAUCGGAAAAGCCCGGCCUGCCGCUACCGCUGCCCAAAGAAGAGCGCCUCAUAUGA